AUAUGUUAUUAUAUUGAUACAGUGAUCUAAACUAUUUGAAACAAAAGCUAAAAUGAAUAACUUCCUGUUUUUAAUAAUCAGCGUAUGCGUUAAUUCAUUUACGCUGUUUAUUUUCAUUGUAUAUUACGGAAAUUUAUUCGGUUCUUUUAAUGACAAAAUUAAUAAGAAAUACGACUAUAUUAUUGUUGGAUCAGGAACAGCGGGUUCCUUGAUAGCACACAGAUUGGCCACGGAAACCAACUUUACAUUCAUCGUAUUGGAGGCAGGAGGCCCAGGCAACCUGCUCUUUGAGAUACCUGUUUUAGGCCCUCUAUUACAUGGCUCACCUUAUGAUUGGCAGUAUGAGACAGUGCCACAGGAUAAUGCUUGUUUGGCUAUGAAAAAUAAGAAAUGCAGGCUCAUUCAAGGAAAAAUAGUUGGAGGCUCUUCAAAGCUCAACAACAUGGUGCAUGUGAGGGGAAAUUUAUCACAUUAUGCCAGUUGGUUCCACCAUCAACACAGCGAACACUAUCUAAAGAAACAGUUUGAAUUUGUUGAGAAACAGUUCCUUCACAUAGACAAUGUUUUAUACAAGAGUGAACUAGCCAAUGCAAUUGUAAGUGCUGCCAUAGAAUUAGGAUAUGAAACUAAUAAUGGACAAUUUACAACGAGUAGACUAAGUCAAUACAAAGGUAAGAGAUGGUCCUUGUCUGAUAAAGUAGAUAGUAAACAUGUAGUCACAAAUGCUUUAGUUAGUAAAAUUUUAGUCAAAGAUAAUGUAGCUUAUGGUGUGAAAGUAUUGAAGUUUGGUAAAGAAAUUGAAGUUCAUGCCAGAAAAGGAGUCAUAGUUUCAGCUGGUACUUAUAACAGUCCCAAACUCUUACAACUGUCUGGGAUUGGACCCAAAAGUUUAUUAAAUUUUUUAAAUAUACCAUUAGUACAAGAGUUGCCAGUAGGUGAACACUUACAAGAGCAUGUAGCUACAGGCCUGGACUUACUCUUAUUCAAUACUUCUUUAAGAGUCAAUGCUUUAAAUGUUCUUAAUCUCAUGAAUGUAUAUGAAUACUUUAUAAAUGGCCAGGGGCCUUUUACAUCCCCCGGUUGUGAAGCUGUGGGUUUCUUGUCAACUAAGGGUGGGAAAGAACCGGACUUACAAUUCAUGGUGUUGCCAGUAGGAAUAGCAUCAGAUGGCGGCAGCCAUUUGAUGAAAUUAUUAGGGUUAUAUGAUGAAGUUUGGGAUAGUUAUUUUGCAAAGCUAUUUGACAAACAUACAGCUACUAUUUUACCUAUAGUUUUACAUCCAAAGAGUAAAGGUAAAGUUUACAUAAACAGUAGAGAUCCUAAUGCACCUCCACAGAUUGAUCCAAAAUAUUUUGAGGAAAAAGAAGAUCUAGAUGUUUUGAGGAAUGGUGUGAAGAAAGUAUUACAGUUUAUAAACACGCAGGCAAUUCAGGAUAUAGGUGGAUUUGUUAAUACUUUACCAUUUCCAGGUUGUGAGAGAUAUGUUUUGUUCUCUGAUGACUACCUGGAUUGUUACAUAAGACAUUUAACAUUGACUAGCUACCACCCUGUAGGUACAUGCUCUAUGGGCAUAUCUGCAUCAAAUUCUGUAGUUGAUACUUCAUUUAGAGUGCAUGGUGUAAGAAGCCUGUAUGUGGUGGAUGGUUCAGUGUUACCAACAUUACCCAGUGGUAAUAUUAAUGCUGCUAUUGCUAUGAUGGCAAACUUGUUUUUUAAUAAAAUUAUUAAAAGUAGAAACUGUAAUGCAUGUUACAAAGGUGAUAUAAUUUAUGAAUAUAUUUAUGAUAUUUGUUUACAAGAAAAAAUGUGAAAGUAAAUGAUAAUGCAAAUAUGUUUUGAAACUUUAUUUUGAAGUAUUAAAGACACUUCUAACAUGAAAUAUUUGAUAUUACAUGACAUUUGAGCCGAAAUUUCAAAACAACCAUUUCAAAUCUCAGAUAAGACAUCCAACUACAAAAGUAUUACAAUAUCUAAGACCAGUGACCAUCAUUUAAUCUUAAUAAUACAUUUAAAACGAGACCAAUUGUCACGAACCCCUGGACUUCAUCACAUGACAUGUCAGCUAUAUAAAACAUUUUUAUUGUUUUUCAAUUCACAAAGAAUUAUUAUAAUACCUACUAAAAUUACUUAAGUAAAACAAAUGAUUCAUAUUGCAAUGACUAGACAUAAAUUAUUUCUAUGUAUAAAAUCCUGCUUUCUACUUACAUGUUAGUUACUCAAGAUAUUACAUGAUGAGCCUAAUAUAAGAAUAUCUGAUGAAAAUACGCUCUGGGUCCAUAAGAAUAGAGUUUAUUUUUAAGGUGUUUUUGUCAGUAUCUGAAAACCAGAUAUUUUUGUAUUGAACUGCAUCUGCAUAAUUAUUUUAUUACAUAUGUCAGAGAAGAGAACAAGGUUUCGUCUGCAUAUCCACAAUAUUAAGAACUUAUGUAAGUAUACAUGUAAGGAUUCUCAGUUACAGCCUGUCAAAUAGAAUAGAAAUUAAUAGGGGCGCCUUAAUUAUUUGAGAUUUAUAAAACGAGGAAUUCUAAGCAAAAUUUUUUAAUUAUUGAAAUAUAUUUUCUUUUUCCUUGUUAAGUAUAAAAGCCGCCAUAAUACUGAAUAUUCACAACACCCCGUCUAACGCUACUAAACUAUUGACUUACAAGACUUACAUUUAUGUAAGUAAGUACUUAAUAACUACAUAUUAUGGCUUGGCAAAAAAGAAUAGAAAUUUAAAAGUGGCAACAUCGUAGUUCCAUCCCUUUUAAGUGAAUAUGUGUGAGAAAACGGAACGACACGACAUUACGAUAUUGCCACUUUUUAAUUUUCUACUCUUUUUUUUCAGGCGUAUGGUUUGGGCACAGUACCUAAUCUACGUUUUAAGUGCAACAACACACAUGGACGGAAACGUGUAAGUACCUAAGUUAAAUAUACAUUUAGUUAUUGCCUAGUUUACAACGUUUAGAUAAAAAUAAACUCAAUUAAAAUGGGCACCAAACACUCCUAACCAAUAGUAUGGAUCUUAUAUUGUUACGUUUAAAGUCCACUGUAGCACGUUCAUUGAUCGAAAUGUUAUUUGUGUCGAAAUCUAGGAAAAGGUACUACUACUUUGUCUCUUACUAUAAGGAUGUAAUUAGCCUGUGUUUUAUACGAAUAACCUAUCAAAGCGUUCGUAUGGCAAGCGACAAAAAUGGUACCUACUUAUUGCUUGGAAACGACUCAUUUACAAUCAUAAUUAUUUUUCUUUAUAUUUUGCUAACAGCAGUCAAAAGUAAACGCAUCUUAUCACCCUAAAAUAAUAUUGCAAAAUUUUGACAAAAUCUUUAAAUAUUGCUUAUACUACAUUAAACAUCAUUUGUAAAUAAAUUGAAUAUGUGAUAGUGUAUACAUAGUGCUGAGCAAGCUAAAUACGCAUACUGCGUCUUAUAAUACUGGACGGAUUCCUGAUACUAAGGCGUAAUUGCCCUUCUCUGCACUUAUAUCUAAUAUGGCCGAUAUGUUAUUCAUGCUAAUGAUAUGAUAAUCGUAGCUCAAUUGUCAAUUAAGCCGUUAAGCCGUGACCUUGUGACUCUUCGCAACGUCGCAAAAUCUGAAGAGUUUUAAA
This is a messenger RNA of Leguminivora glycinivorella, 3583 nucleotides long. Its product is annotated as glucose dehydrogenase [FAD, quinone]-like. Gene Ontology annotation, molecular function: ecdysone oxidase activity; flavin adenine dinucleotide binding. The record is from RefSeq and is a predicted model, not a curated record. NCBI's taxonomy places the organism in Eukaryota, Metazoa, Arthropoda, Insecta, Lepidoptera, Tortricidae. Bases 53 to 1810 code for a protein of 585 amino acids. The transcript has 3 exons.